AUGAGAAUUUUAAUAGAAAAGGCCAUGGAUACUGCAAGUACAUGGCCUUGUGUUGUGAUUUUUUACGAAGAACAUAAUCACACAAUAGAUAGCGGAGCAGCCUUGUUAAAAAGCCCUAUAGAUAGCGAAACAAAAAAAUAUAUUUUCGAGCUAUUUGAGAAGAGACAUACUACUGCAACUGCCUAUCACCCAUUCACUAGUAUUAAGAUGGAAGAAAUGGGCGACAAGUACGAAGAAAUGAUUUUAGACAGGCACUUUUUUCCAACUAAAACCGAUUUUUCAAAUUUAUGGACGGCACAUUUCAAAAACAACUAUGGAGAACGAAUUGGAAAAGGCAUGCUCUUAGCUUUAGAAAAUAACUUACAAAAAAAUAAAAGCACUCUUUCUAAAAUUAUUCGUGUUGGUGAUAAUUAUACGAUCUGUUUAUGCACACCAAUUAUGCAACGAGCUGCUCACUACCUUACACAGGCAACAGAAAUUUUAUUUGUUGAUGCAUCAGGAAACUGCGACGUGCAAAACCACAAGAUUUACUUUUUUGCAACGCAGUCUCCAGUAGGAGACAUUCGAGUUGGGUGUAUCAUUUCUAUGAUUAAUGCUGAUGCUAAAAUAAAUUAUAAAGAAGGAAAUAUACUGACCUCAAAAGAGGAUCAGCUGCAUAGAUGGACAGAAUUUUUUAGUGAGCCUCAACAGGUAACAAAUGAUAUUGAUGAGGUACGACGAUUGAUGAAGAAGGGCGACUUAUCCCAGUGUAAGAACUGGCGAGGCAUUACCUUACUUAACACCAUUAACAAGAUAAUCGCUACAGUCAUCCAAAAAAGAAUAUCAGAUGCCCUUGAACCGACUUUGAGAAAAGAACAAGCAGGCUUUAGGCCUCAAAGAUCAUGUAUCGACCAAAUUAAUACUCUCAGAAUAAUAAUAGAGCAAUCUCAAGAGUUCAGAUCGCCAUUAUACAUGGUGUUCGUGGAUUUUCAAAGAGCAUUCGAUACUAUAAAACACAUAGCCAUCUGGAAAGCUUUGAGAGAAAAAGGAAUAGGUCAAGUGGGGGAGAAAAUUUCUAUUGCAGUAGGUGUAAAACAGGGGUGUAUACUUUCGCCGCUACUCUUUAACAUCGUUCUGGAUGUAGUACUAAAUAGAGCAUUUAAAGAACCACUAGGGAUACAAUGGGGACUGUUAAGCAGGCUAGAAGACCUGGAUUACGCAGACGAUCUAUGCAUCUUUUCCCAUUCACAUUCGGAUAUGUCUCAAAAACUUCUUAGACUCCAAGAGGAAGCUAAUAAUGUCGGUCUUCAAAUCAACGUGGCGAAAACCAAAGAAAUGAGGUCAAAUACUCCCAACAACCAAGAUCUAUACCUCUCCAACCGAGCCAUCGAAAGAGUUGAUGAAUUUCAGUACCUGGAAAGUAUGGUUCACUGCGAUGGGGGCACAGAGAAAUAUAUAGAGGAAAGGAUUUUGAAGGCACAAAGAGCUUCUGGCAUGCUUACACCUAUAUCGAAAUUAAGAAAAGAAAGUGGGGCUGGAUUGGGCACAUUUUGCGCAGACCCCACAGAGAUAUCGCUAGACAGGCACUUGAAUGGAAUCAACAGGGAAGACGUGCCAGGGGAAGACCAAGGAAUACCUGGAGAAGAACAGUAA
This is a messenger RNA of Sitophilus oryzae (rice weevil), 1632 nucleotides long. RefSeq lists its product as uncharacterized. The transcript has 4 exons. The record is from RefSeq and is a predicted model, not a curated record. The coding region runs from base 1 to 1632 and encodes 543 amino acids. Lineage: Eukaryota; Metazoa; Arthropoda; Insecta; Coleoptera; Curculionidae.